GGUUACUCUUGUCUUCUUUAUUUUCUUCUCUCUAUAUCCCUGAGCACAGUCAUUUCGCCUCUUCAAGCGAGCCUCUAUUCAUAUCCAGUUGCAGGGUCUAUGAUUGGCUUUGAUAUCAAUCUCUCUCCACCCACCCUUUCCAUAGUCCAGCCCUAUUCCCCGCCUUUAGUGGCUGCAGUCUCUUUAAAUGCGCUCUUGUGUGUCAGCGACCCUGUGGGGCUGAGAGCGCAUUUCUUCCUGGGUUUGACUGUUAGGUUGUUUGUCCGUUUGGGGCUUCCGUCCGGCGGGUCCGCCAUAUUGUCUGCUGGAGCUGCCGCCGAAGCCGCCGCCGCUGCCGCCGCCAAGUAGGAGCGAGCGGAGCCGCGAUGGAGACCAUGGCAAGCCCAGGGAAAGACAAUUAUCGGAUGAAGAGCUAUAAGAACAAUGCCCUAAACCCUGAGGAAAUGAGGCGAAGAAGAGAGGAAGAGGGCAUUCAGCUUCGGAAGCAGAAGCGGGAGCAACAACUAUUUAAACGGAGAAAUGUAGAGAUGAUUAAUGAAGAAGCUGCCAUGUUCGAUAGUCUCCUCAUGGACUCCUACGUGAGCUCUACCACUGGGGAGAGUGUGAUCACAAGAGAGAUGGUAGAGAUGCUCUUUUCUGAUGACUCUGACCUGCAGUUAGCAACCACACAGAAAUUCCGGAAACUGCUCUCUAAAGAGCCUAGCCCUCCUAUAGAUGAAGUUAUCAACACGCCAGGAGUGGUGGAUCGGUUUGUGGAGUUUCUGAAGAGGAAUGAGAAUUGUACAUUACAGUUUGAAGCUGCCUGGGCUCUAACCAACAUUGCCUCUGGAACCUCUCAGCAGACCAAAAUUGUCAUUGAAGCAGGGGCUGUCCCCAUUUUUAUAGAGCUGCUUAACUCGGACUUUGAGGAUGUACAGGAACAGGCAGUCUGGGCACUGGGAAACAUAGCUGGAGACAGCUCCGUUUGCCGAGAUUACGUCUUGAACUGUUCCAUCCUUAAUCCUUUGUUAACGCUCCUUACAAAAUCCACACGACUGACAAUGACACGGAAUGCAGUCUGGGCCCUGUCAAACCUCUGCCGAGGGAAGAACCCACCUCCAGAGUUUGCAAUGGUCUCCCCUUGUUUGCCUGUGCUGUCUCGCCUCCUCUUCAGCAGUGACUCAGAUUUGCUAGCAGAUGCUUGCUGGGCCCUUUCUUAUUUGUCUGAUGGUCCCAAUGAGAAGAUCCAGGCGGUCAUAGACUCUGGAGUCUGCAGGAGAUUGGUAGAGCUCCUAAUGCAUAAUGACUACAAAGUGGCUUCUCCUGCCCUGAGAGCUGUGGGUAACAUCGUCACUGGGGAUGACAUCCAAACCCAGGUCAUUCUCAACUGUUCGGCGCUCCCUUGCCUCCUCCACUUGCUGAGCAGCCCCAAGGAGUCAAUCCGGAAAGAAGCUUGCUGGACCAUUUCAAAUAUCACCGCUGGCAACAGGGCUCAAAUACAGGCUGUCAUAGAUACAAACAUCUUCCCUGUGCUGAUCGAAAUUCUUCAGAAAGCAGAGUUCCGUACAAGGAAAGAGGCAGCCUGGGCCAUCACCAAUGCCACAUCUGGAGGAACCCCUGAGCAGAUCAGGUACCUGGUAUCACUGGGUUGCAUCAAACCCCUUUGUGAUUUGCUGACUGUAAUGGAUUCAAAGAUUGUUCAAGUGGCCCUCAAUGGACUGGAGAACAUCCUUCGGCUUGGAGAACAAGAGAGCAAGCGCAGUGGCUCAGGAGUAAAUCCCUACUGUGGCCUCAUCGAAGAAGCCUAUGGCUUGGAUAAAAUUGAGUUUCUCCAGAGCCAUGAGAACCAGGACAUCUACCAGAAGGCCUUCGACCUCAUUGAGCACUACUUCGGUGUAGAAGAUGAUGAUAGCAGCCUGGCUCCCCAAGUGGAUGAAACACAGCAGCAGUUCAUCUUCCAACAGCCUGAGGCCCCCAUGGAGGGCUUCCAGCUAUAAUGUCUGCCUCCGGGGAGGGGAUGGGAUGGGAAGCACCACCAACCAGCGGAAAAGCAGCCCUCUGGUGGGCGGGAAACCAGCCCCCCCCACCAGCCACCACACAUCUCUGCUGCCCUGGAAACUGUGCUCUUGACCUGCUCCACCCCCUUCCCUUUGAGGGAGCACCCUCUGGACAGACAGAACCAUCUGAGGCUCUUAUUUGGGUUUUGUGACAAGAAGGGGACGUGUUGGGUUUUUCUUCCUUACACUCUAUUUUGGCUGCACAUAUGUCUUUAACCCAGGAGCCCAGGGUAGACAAAGGAGGACUGAGGUAAUCAAUUUUGCACCUUUUUUAUGUUUAUUUUUUCUUUAGUAGUAACUUCCUUCCCUUUUAUCUUCCUUCAUCCUUCCCAGUUCUCUGCCAUGAUUUGUGUAACUCUUAUCUUGGGUACUUGAGCAGAUGGAAUAUUCCAGAAGUAGGAGGUGGGAGGGGAGGAGAGAAAUCCCAAAAAAGUAUUCUCGCUCUGACAGAAUAUUAAUCUUGUAUGCUUGGAUUGAGUUAUUUAAUUUUUUUCUUUUGCACAUUUUUCUUGUAUUAAGGUUGCUCUUUCCAAGAACCAUGAGUUCCUGGUUUUAGGAAUCCCAGCUGCCAGCAUUGUCUGGGACUAGAGGCUGAGGGGGCGGUCACCAUAGGACAAGGUCCUCCCCCCACCCCUCUAAUCUCUGCCCAGACCUCUUUAGUUUGGGAGAUCCCCCUCACUCUCCUGGGCAGCUUCACUAGUGGGAGUGGAGGGGAGGAGCACAGGCCUUUCAGACGGGGCUUCCCAUGUGUCGCUACUGAUCCCAUGUUUCCUACCCACCUUCCAAUGGUGCGACCCAACUUCAUUUGUUUACUUGAAAAUUCCCCUCGGAGCUGAGUGAACCUCUGAGGUAGCUGUAUUUUCUCCUAAGCACGAGACAGGGGGCUGUGAUCCUUCCUUUCUCCUGAGGAGAAAGUCCUUGCUCUGGUGACCCAUAAGUUGCAGAGGAGGUUGGAGUGAGAGUGUCAUGUAUUGGGAUAGCCAGGGAUCCCUACCUUUGGCCUUUCUUCCUCUUCCAUAGUUGGAUCAUGUAUAUUUUAUUUCCAAAGGAGAGAAUGUCAAAAAGUUCUGUAUUUUUUUAUAUUCUAUAUAUUAGGUAGGUCAAUCUUAAUUGGUCUUGAGAGGAAGAACUGUAAUUUCUGUUAGUAGGGUAGUGUGAGGAAGACCACAAAGAAAUGUGGAAGCUCCCUCAGGAGGCCUGAGCUUGGUCCUUUCCUUCUCUGCUUGGAUUCUGGGCCACCACUGGGGACCAACCCUUAGCUCUGGAACCUUUAUGUAGCAUGUCAGCCUGGUCUGAUUGGCCCAGUACCUGAAGGAAGCAAGGAUGACCCAGGGCGUGGUGAAGUAUAACACUCUAAUCUUUACUGUGAGCAUCCUGCUUGCAUCAGAAAACCCAGAAAGUGUCUGCCUUCUUAGAUUUGGUCUCAAAAGACCCCUAUUCACAUAAGUUAUCACUCACGGCUGACUUUCCUAUUAUCACAGAAACUUAGCAGCCUCAGGACUUUUGUGAGAGUUAUCGGUAUCUUCCCUGUUUGGGAUCCUUGUACCUGGUUUGGGUUUUGCCCUUCCUUGUGACAAUUAUAACCCUAGUGUCUUUUUUUCUUUUCUCUUUGAAUAAAGCUAGUGCAGUGCCUCAAUGGCUUGCCUGUGCUUUUGUGAAUUACAUAUGAGAGCAAAGCCCAGUAGGGGAUGGGGUGGAGGAAGUUGUCAGAUAAGUAAGUACAGACCAACUUGGAAAGGGCACAGCCUGCUCUGCCCCUGCUUUCCUCUGUGGUCGGUCAGUCAGAGGUGCCCUGCUCUAAGCUGUAUUUUCCCUUCCCCAGAAACAGUGCCAUUCUUGCUUCCGUUCCUACACGUCUCUGGCUCAGGUGAAACCCGUGCCCGCUGCUUACAGGUCUAAGGUUCAGGUGCUCACUGUCAGCCUUGAAUUUGCCUUCAUUCUGGUUUGAGACCCAACUCCAUAGCCAUUUUCUGAGAAAGGGGGUAUGAGGCUACAGCUUGUCACCAAGUGUGUCAGAUGCUACCCGUCAGCUUAGGAAUGUGACUCAGCCCCCAGUCUCCCAGGUAGGCAAGCGGCAGGACCUUUCCCACGUGGCCUGCUGACUUACAGACUAUUCUAUAGUUCAGAGAAAAACUCCACUCUCACCCCACCCCCAUCCUUGUCCAAAGGGGAAAGAAAGCACUUUAGUGGGAUCACUUUGUACAUCUUAAGCAAUAGCUAAGUCCCUGACAUUGGGACCAGAUUCUUACUGUGAGACCUACACACCCUGCUUUUCCCAACUCUUCCUCCAAAAUCUCCUUUCCCUUCAGAUCUGGGCCCUGUACCAGAUGGAAGACUUGAUCCUCUGGCUGCUGCUUAAAGCCAGUUUUCCUCAAAGGCUGAAGUCUCCCAGGGCACAACAUGAGGACAUUCUCAUCAGCUCAAAGGGGCCUCUCGGAGCUUUCCUUCGUUGGUGUCUUCCUCAGACCACGUUUUCCCACGAUCUUCCUCUAACCCCUCCGUCAACAGGCGGAGUUCUUCCAGCCGCAGAGGCAGUGUUUCCUUUGUGUUUCUCCUCUCCUUUGGCCAUCUUGGGAAGCAAA
Myotis davidii is the source of this 4618-nucleotide messenger RNA. RefSeq names its product karyopherin subunit alpha 6 (gene KPNA6). Gene Ontology annotation, cellular component: nucleus; nucleoplasm; cytoplasm. Gene Ontology annotation, biological process: NLS-bearing protein import into nucleus. The coding region runs from base 366 to 1976 and encodes 536 amino acids. Lineage: Eukaryota; Metazoa; Chordata; Mammalia; Chiroptera; Vespertilionidae. Gene Ontology annotation, molecular function: nuclear import signal receptor activity; protein binding. The transcript is spliced from 14 exons. The record is from RefSeq and is a predicted model, not a curated record.